AUUGAAGAAUAUUGAUUAAGCCGGAAUAAGCGAUGGAAAAGCAAGUUGGUAGAAAGUAGAAAGGGUUGGCGUCUGCACUGCACCUAGCGAAGAAAAAUAUUAAAAUAAUAAUAAACGGUUGAAAGGAAAAGAAAAAAGAAGCAGUCACCUAAUACUUGUUAAGGUUAGAAGACGGCCCAAAGUGAUUCUCAUUUCUCGUUUGUGAGCAUCGGAAAGAACAAUGGCCAACACCAACUUAGAAGAUGUUCCUUCUCUCGAUCUCAUGACUGAACUCCUUCGUCGUUUCAAGUGUUCCUCCAAACCUGACAAGCGUCUUAUUCUCAUUGGCCCACCUGGAUCUGGAAAAGGUACCCAGUCCCCAAUCAUAAAGGAUGAGUACUGCUUAUGCCACUUGGCUACUGGUGAUAUGUUAAGAGCAGCUGUAGCAGCUAAGACUCCUCUUGGUGUCAAGGCUAAAGAAGCUAUGGAUAAGGGAGAACUUGUUUCUGAUGACUUGGUUGUUGGCAUUAUAGAUGAAGCAAUGAAAAAACCAUCCUGUCAGAAAGGUUUCAUUCUUGAUGGUUUUCCAAGAACUGUGGUCCAAGCACAGAAGCUUGAUGAGAUGCUGCAACAACAGGGAGUUAAAGUUGAUAAGGUGCUCAAUUUUGCAAUUGAUGAUUCAAUCCUUGAGGAACGAAUUACCGGUCGCUGGAUACACCCAUCCAGUGGCAGAACAUACCAUACAAAAUUUGCCCCUCCUAAGGCUCCUGGGGUUGAUGAUGUUACUGGCGAACCACUCAUUCAGCGCAAGGAUGACACUGCAGCUGUUCUUAAAUCGAGACUGGAGGCAUUUCACAAGCAAACCGAACCGGUAAUUGAUUACUAUUCGAAGAAGGGAAUUGUUGCUAAUCUUCAUGCUGAGAAACCUCCCAAAGAGGUGAAAGUUGAAGUGGAGAAGGCGCUGUCUUAAAUAGAGUUCACCUUGGAUCCUCGGGCUCGAACUGCAAUUGUUCUUUCGUUUUUCCCCUAUAGGAAGACUUACAUUGCUAAUUUGUAUUUUAAUAUACUCUGAAAUCCGCUAUCCUUUCAGCUUUACUGCAAAUGCCGGCUGUUCUCAAACCCAGAUUCUAAGAGCUACUUUGAUGAAUAAAAAGUCAAUUGAAUUUAAA
Messenger RNA from Cajanus cajan (pigeon pea), 1148 nucleotides. It is a transcript of the gene ADK1, whose product is annotated as adenylate kinase 1. Lineage: Eukaryota; Viridiplantae; Streptophyta; Magnoliopsida; Fabales; Fabaceae. Gene Ontology annotation, biological process: nucleobase-containing compound metabolic process. Gene Ontology annotation, molecular function: ATP binding; AMP kinase activity. The record is from RefSeq and is a predicted model, not a curated record.